This is a messenger RNA of Carya illinoinensis, 1122 nucleotides long. RefSeq names its product E3 ubiquitin-protein ligase RNF185-like. The transcript is spliced from 2 exons. Gene Ontology annotation, cellular component: endoplasmic reticulum. Gene Ontology annotation, molecular function: ubiquitin protein ligase activity; ubiquitin-like protein conjugating enzyme binding. Bases 334 to 1029 code for a protein of 231 amino acids. The record is from RefSeq and is a predicted model, not a curated record. Gene Ontology annotation, biological process: ubiquitin-dependent protein catabolic process. NCBI's taxonomy places the organism in Eukaryota, Viridiplantae, Streptophyta, Magnoliopsida, Fagales, Juglandaceae.
GUUAUUCCAAUCUCAGCCUAACUCCUUUUUUUUGUCAGUUUCUCCGAAAAUCGUUGAUUAAAAUGAGCAUGUUUUUCUUAAUUGUUUAUCAUCUCCCUGAUUUCAUUUGAGGUUUCACAUUUGGAAUUGUAGAGACUUUUCUGCGUUGUUCAACAUGUGGGGAUCGCUUAUUCACUUUUGAUCUGAUUGUUAUUUGAGGGGCAUAAAGAAGUUUUGAGAGUUUCGGUUUGAUUAAGAAAAGUUCCUGAUUUUCUUCUUAUUCCGGAUUCAACAACGGGCAUUUCUUCAGCAAACUUUGCGCGUUUGAAUUUUAAACUUUUAGAGGUUAGGGAGAUGGCAAGUGGAUUUGGGGAAUCAACAAGUUUGCCACGGCAAAACUCGCGUUGCUCGGGCAAUAUUGGCAAUGAUGCGGGAGAUUUUGAAUGCAAUAUCUGCUUCGAGUUAGCUCAGGACCCAAUUGUUACUCUUUGCGGCCACCUCUUCUGUUGGCCAUGUGUAUACAGAUGGCUCCAUCAUCACUCUCAGUCCCAGGAAUGCCCGGUUUGCAAGGCCUUAAUACAGGAGGAGAAAUUGGUUCCUCUCUACGGAGGGGGCAAAACACAGAGUGACCCAAGAUCAAAGUCGUAUCCGGGUAUCGAUAUUCCUCACCGCCCGGUGGGGCCGAGGCCCCAAAGUACUACCCCGCCUCCGCCUGAUGCAACUCGGUUUAACUUUGGAAGUCAUGGAUUUGGAUUUAUGGGUGGUUUUAUGCCAAUGAUGACAGCUAGGAUUAGUAACUUCACCUUGGCUUCUGCUUUUGGUGGUUUGAUUCCAUCAUUAUUCAAUAUUCAGUUUCAAGGCUUCCCGGAUGCCACUGUGUACGGGCAGACUUCUGGUUUUCCCUAUGGGUUUCAUUCGUUUCAUUGGGGCCAUGCUCAUCACAGGUUUCAUCAGCAAACAAGUCGAGUACGGCAGGCUGAUAAUGUUUUGAAGAACACUUUUAUACUGAUUAGCAUAUUUGUGAUCAUUGCUCUUCUAAUUUGUUGGUAAUUUGUGUUUGCUUCUUAUACUUAAAAAAGCUAAUAAUGAGUUUCUACACCGCGUGGUGAAAUCUGAAAAUGGAAUUUUAUGCUUUUUCUUAAA